CUUUAAAAUCAUUUCCUGAAAACUUAGUAGAGAGAUGAAACCUACAGCAGGAAGCGAGAUGAUCUUCUGGAAAUUUUUACUUUUGCUGCACUCUGAAGAUUAUUUGCUUCAGGCAAGAAAUUUUUGGGUGCUGCUGAAAUUUCGGAGAUCUGGGAAAAUGGGGUAAUAACAUGACACCAGCUCUUAAGCAGCAACAUCUGCUGUGGUUCAAAGCCACACAAAGAAAGCUGCUUAAGCAGUUGAAUAUUUUGGACUGCACGGACAAGUGUGGUUCGACUGCAAAGACUGCAGAGUAGAGGAAACUUAACGUUUUAGAGAAGUUGUUAAAAAAUGGAGUCGUGGAAGAUGAGCAUCUUUAAGAGACAGACAUCACCUUGUCCUCCAAGCUAUCGAAGAUCUUUGUCAGAACCUGCUGAUGCAAAUUCAGAGAUAGGAGCAAGCUUAAAGAGCUAUCCUUGGCGUGGUCCAGUGAAAAGCAAGAGGAAGAAAAAUGAACAUGCUGCAUGCAGUCUAGGAAAGCCACUGGGUGCUUAUCGGUGGCAAACACAUCCCAGCUAUAGGUGGAAAGGGGGCAAAAGGGAGAGGUUGGAGACUAAUAAAAAAGACUUGGAUGAACCUCAACAAAAGGUCCUGUCAAAGAUGGUUGGCAAUAAGGCUUCUUCUUCUGCUAACGAGGUCCUUGGAACAUCAACAGAGAAGCUGAACCUGGUCAACACCCGGUCACUUCGGGUUCCGUUCACCAGAUCUAUUUCAGAGCCAGAACCCCGCUGCAAUAUCGGAUUUGUUAGACCGUGGCCGACUUCAGGGAGGUCAGAGGAAUCUGAGCAACAGGGAUAUUUCAUCCGUGGCAUUUUCUCUACUCUUUCCAAUGGCUUCUCCAGGAUGCUGAGUCUAAAAGGAGAAUCAACCAAUGAGUCAGUAAGAGAAGGUGUGAAUCUUCCUGCAUUUCUCAUUCCCCACAAGAGAAGGAAUACAAUUGGCCCAGGAGACCUGAAUUCUACUUCCAUUUAUGCCAGUUAUCAUCUGCAAAGCUUCACCUCUGAAUCUCUCUUUUUACACUUCGUGGAAUAGUAAUGCCUUCCUCACAAAUGAUAGACACAAUUUGAAAAUGUUAUGUACAUUAUAGUUUACAUAACAUCUAUUCACAGAUGCCAUGUGAAUAUAAAGUGUUCUCAUUAGAGUUGCUAUUAUAGUAUUAUAGCAAGGUACAGAAUAUUAAACCAUAGAUGUCUUAAAGACUGUGUUAAGAAAAUCAAUGUAUUUCUUAAUUUGAAACCUACGAGUGUUUGUUACUUUUUUUCCUCAAUAUGAACUGCAGAUGCAAGAGGCAUUAGGUAAUGUAGUAUGUAUUUAAAGUGUGUAAAACAG
Messenger RNA from Lontra canadensis (Northern American river otter), 1368 nucleotides. RefSeq lists its product as uncharacterized. Lineage: Eukaryota; Metazoa; Chordata; Mammalia; Carnivora; Mustelidae. The transcript has 2 exons. The record is from RefSeq and is a predicted model, not a curated record. The coding region runs from base 331 to 1071 and encodes 246 amino acids.